UUUGUGUUCGGACAAACACAGUCGAGGCCAUGCUCAGACGGAUACUCCAAAUGACUCCUGGGAAAGGUGGCUCCCAGAAUGCAGAGUCAGAGCAGCCCAGCACAGACCUCAACCAUGAUCAGACAUCUGAGGGCUUCAUCUGUCCUCAGUGCAUGAAGUCUCACAACUCUGCAGAGGAGCUGUUCAAGCACUAUGAGCUGUUCCAUGAUACCGGAGACCUCCCUGCUCAUGUGGCCCCCACUCGGGAAGACCUUACAAUGCUGCGGCAAGAGGUUCAGGACCUUCAUGCUUCUCUCAAGGAGGAAAGAUGGUUCUCUGGUGAGCUCAAAAAGGAAUUAGACAAAGUCCAAGGACAACUGAAGCAAAACGAUGGACCGAUGGGCUCAGAGGACUCAGUCCUUGAAAGGAAGUUGAAUGAAGCAGAGACAGAAAAGUUCAAUAUCAAGCAGAUGAAAGACCUGUUUGAGCAGAAGGCUGCCCAGCUAGCCACAGAGAUAGUAGACUUAAAGUCCCGCUAUGAUGAGGAGAAGAGCCUGAGGGAGGCUGCUGACCAGAGGCUAGCCAAAGUGACCGAACAACUGCAGAAAGAAAAGCAGGAGAAUGAGAGACUCCAAACUGAGCUGCUGCAGCGACCAGGAGUGGAGGACGUGGAGGUCCUGCAGAAGGAACUGGUGCAGGUGCAGACGCUAAUGGACCGUAUGACGUGUGAGAGGGAGGAGGAGUCUGAACGCCUGAAAAACCACUACGAGCAACUGAAGGCUAAUUACACUACCUCAGAGUUGACCAUAUCCCAACUAAAAGCAGAGCUGGAGAAGGGUCCACAAGAAGCAGCCGUCUACACCCAACAGAUCCAUGAGCUGCAGAGCAAUCUGAAUAAUUUGCAGCAGCAAAGCCAGAGCCUGUCUGAAAAGCUGGCACGUAAGGAGAAGGAGUAUCAGGAACUGGAGGAGAGUCUGGGAGCUGAGAAAGCUGCAAAGAAGGGAGUCCAAGACAGCCUGAAGGAGAGAGAGGUGGAGGUCCAAGAGCUCCAGGCUCGGGCCACAGGGGCUGAGGCCUCCCUGCAGAAGACCCACACGGAGCUCGGAGAGAGGACUGAGGAGGUGGCAAAGCUGAAGAGUGAGAUUGGCGAGCUGGAGGUGAAGCAUGCAGAGCUGAAGGUUGAGAGGAAACAGCUGGAACAGCAAAGGGAAGAAAAAGAGAGCCAAGGUGCACAGCAGCAGACAGAGAUCAGUCAGCUGCACGCCAAACUGCUGGAGGCAGAGAGGCAGCUGGGGGAGGUGCAAGGUCGUCUGAAAGAACAGAGGCAACUGUCUGGGGAGAAACUGAAAGACCGUGAGCAGCAAGCAGCCGACCUGCAGCUCAAACUCUCCCGUGCAGAAGAGCAGUUGAAGGAGGGGGCCAGUAAGAACACAGACCUGCAGCACCAGUUGGAGAAAGCCAAGCAGCAGCACCAGGAGCUGCAGGCGCUGCAGCAAAACACCAACGGCAAACUCCGCGAGGCACAGAAUGACCUGGAGCAGGUGUUGCGCCAGAUUGGGGAUAAGGACCAGAAGAUCCAGAAUCUGGAGGCUCUGCUGCAGAAGAGUAAAGACAUUGUGAGUCAGCUGGAAGCCGAGAGAGAGGACUUAUGUGCCAAGAUCCAGGCUGGGGAGGGAGAGACGGCGGUUCUUAACCAGCUAAAAGAGAAAAACCACGCACUACAAGAACAGGUGACACAGUUGACUGACAAGCUGAAAAACCAGUCGGAGAGCAACAAGCAAGCCCAGGAUAACCUACAUGAGCAGGUCCAGGAGCAGAAGACUCUGUUGCGUUCGGCUCAAGACCGAGCCCACACCCUAGAGACCUCAGUCACUGAGCUCACUGCCCAGCUCACAGACAGCAAGGAGAAAGUAUCUCAGCUGGACUCUCAGCUAAAGGCAAAGACAGAGAUGUUGCUCUCUGCAGAGGCAGCCAAAGCUGCACAGAAGGCCAACCUGGAGAACAACCUGGAGACUGCCCAGCAUGCACUGCAGGACAAGCAGCAGGAGCUGAAUAAAGUUCAGAAGAAGAUGGAGGAGAAGGCCCAAAGGCUCAAAGAGAGACAGGAGCAGUGUACGCAGCUGGAAACCGGUCUGAAGGAAUGCAAAGACAAACUACUGGCCUCAGAGCAGCGUGUAGAGCAGCUGGAGGGGCUCAAUAAGAAAUUGGAGUCACAGGUUGUGGAGCUGCAGGCCACACGAGAUCAGGCGCAGCAGGAAGUACAGAAGCUGCAGAAGGAAGGGUCAGAGGUUAAGCGGAAAGCUAAAGAGCUGCAGCGCUCGCUGGACACAGAGAAAACAGGGGCUUCAACACUACAAGAGGAGUUAAAGAAAAAGGCAGCUGCUUUGAGUGACACCCAACAGCAGCUGGAGCGCUGCGAGCAGGAUAAAGCUGCUCUUAAGGUGAACCUGGACAAGGUGACCCAGGAGGGAAAGACUCAGCAUGCAGAGCUGGACAGGAAAGCUCAGAGUCUGGCAGCAGACCUGAAGAAAGCCCAACAGGAGAAAGAGGCUCAGAGGAAGGAGCUUGUUUCUACUCAGGAGAGCCUAGGAAAUGCUACGAAGGCACUGAAAGAGAGUCAGAGUCAAUUGGACGCAGAGAGGAAGAGCCACAAGUCAGCCAUGGAGGAGAAGGAAAAAUCCAAUGAGAAGUCGCGGCAGGAGCUUCUGAAGAAUAAUGAGACCAUCACCAAGGCAGCGAAAGAAUCUAAAGAGCAGCUGGAGCAGAUGAGAGAGGCAGAGAAAAAGCUGAAAGGGCAGCUGACCUCAUUAGAGCAGCAGCACUCCAAGACUCAGGAGGCACUGAAGGUAAAGGAGAAUGAGUUGGAGAAAGUGCGGGCACAAUUGAAGACAGCCCAGGGGUCCUUUGAAGGGGAGAUCAAGAAACUGAAGGGUCAAGUGACAGAGUUACAGGAAGUCAAUGUCAAGAAGGCAGAGGAGGAGAGUAAGCUGAAAGAUCAGGUGUCAGGGCUCGGCCAGGAGCUGGCCACUGAAAAGAGCCGGACAGCAGAGCUGCACAAGGCCUUGGAGCAAAGUCAGGAAAGUCUCACUAAGCUUCAGUCUGACUUCUACGGCAAAGAGUCUGAGGUUUCUGCAGUGCGUCAAGACCUCAAGGCAUCAGAGGAGAAGCUGAGCUUAGCCCAGGAGGAGCUGGCUGCUAACCGAACCCAUCAGACUGGUUUAGAAGCUCAGAUCCAGGAACUGAAGACGAGCCGCGGCUCGUUGGAGCAGGAGCUCGCCAAACAGAACCAGAAGCACCACCAGCAGGAACAAACACUGAAGGAGCUGCAGAAGCAAGAGAAUCAAGUGAAGGAGGAGCUGGAGAAGGAGAAGAGCAAAGUGGAGGAGCUGAACAAAGCCAAGACUGUCCUGGAAAGGAAUAACAGCAAAUUAACUUCCGAGUUAAAAGCACUAACAGAGAGGAGUGAGAAGGAGCUGGGUGAGUUGCGGGAGGCCAAACAGCUGUUGAUCCAGCAGAAACUGGAGUUACAGGGUCAGGUGGAGGCGGCGCAGGGUGACCUAGACAAAGAGCAGAAAGAGCACCAGGCCACCAGGGACAGCAGGAGCCAGAGAGAGGAACAGCUCCUCGGCCAGACCAAGGAUGCCCAGGAUCAGCUGGCGGCAGAGAAGCGAGCCAGAGAGGAGCAGGUGAAGCUCAGAGAGGAGGCAGAAGCUAAGCUGGGCGUGCAGGUGACGGCUCUGAAUGAAAAUGUAGCCACGCUGAAGAGAGAGUGGCAGGGCAGCCAGCGGAGAGUCGGUGAGCUGGAGAAGCAGACGGAUGAGCUGAGAGGAGAGAUCGCCGUGCUGGAGGCCACCGUGCAGAAUAACCAGGACGAGAGACGGGCUCUUUUGGAAAGGUGUGUGAAGGGUGAGGGUGAGAUAGAGAAGCUGCAGGCCAAGGUGGUGGAGCUGAGGAGGAAGCUGGACGAUACGACAGCAGCCAUGCAGGAGCUGGGCAGAGAGAACCAGUCGCUCCAGAUCAAGCAGUCACAGAGUCUGACCAGGAAGUGGGCCGAGGAUCACGAGGUGCAGAACUGCAUGGCGUGUGGGAAAGGCUUCACUGUCACUGUCAGGAAGCACCACUGCAGACAUUGUGGAAACAUUUUCUGCGCCGAGUGUUCGUCGAGGAACGCCCUCACGCCAUCUUCUAAAAAGCCAGUACGGGUGUGCGAGACGUGCUUCGAGGAGCUCCAAGGCUGAUCUCCCUCUGACCCCUUUACCUAACCCCAAGACCACCCA
Messenger RNA from Seriola dumerili (greater amberjack), 4256 nucleotides. RefSeq names its product early endosome antigen 1 (gene eea1). The record is from RefSeq and is a predicted model, not a curated record. The coding region runs from base 30 to 4217 and encodes 1395 amino acids. Gene Ontology annotation, biological process: endocytosis. Gene Ontology annotation, molecular function: 1-phosphatidylinositol binding; metal ion binding. Lineage: Eukaryota; Metazoa; Chordata; Actinopteri; Carangiformes; Carangidae. Gene Ontology annotation, cellular component: early endosome. The transcript has 29 exons.